AUGUCUCUCAAUCAGGAUAUUGAUUCAAAAAAUAAUUUAGUUAUGAGAGUUGAUGAAGAUUCAGAAUCAGAUUUACAGGCAUUAUUUGAUAGUGUACUAAAACCAGAUUCAAAAAGACCAUUACAAGUACCAUUACGUAUGCGUAAUUUACCAAAUUCAUUUUUUUGUCCACCAACAACUGGUAGUAAAAGUCCAUCAAUAUCACAUUCACGUGAAAAUUCAGCAGAUUCAGCAUUUGGUACAAUAAGUAGUGGUUUAAAUUCUGGUACUGGUGGUAAUACAACACCAAAUAGUGUUACUGGUAGUGUUACUGGUACAAAUAGUACAAAUAAUAAUACAAAUAGUGUUAAUACUGGUUUAAUUGUUGCACAUCCACGUGCUCAUAGUAGUCCAGCAUCAUUACAACAAACAUAUGCAACAGCACAACAACAAGCAAAUCAACAUGCACCACAACCACAUGCUAGACAUCAUCAUCAUCAAAAACAACGUAGUUAUGAUGUUAUUAGUACUGUUGAUGAUCUUGGACCAUUACCACAUGGAUGGGAACAAGCAAGAACACCAGAAGGACAAAUUUAUUUUCUCAAUCAUUUAACAAGAACCACAACUUGGGAGGAUCCAAGAAAAACAGCAGCCGCUGUAAAUGUCGCGGCUGUUGCUGCUGCUGCUGUUGAAAGUGGUAAAACAUCAUCAAAUACAGCAAAUAUACUUGGUUCAUUACCUGAAGGAUGGGAACAAGCUCGUACACCUGAAGGUGAAACAUAUUUUAUAAAUCAUCAAACACGUACAACAUCAUGGUUUGAUCCUAGAAUUCCUGCUCAUCUUCAGAGAGCUCCAACUUCUGGAGCAAUGUUACCACAAAAUUGGCUUCAACCUGGUACAGCAGGUUUGCCAAAUAAUCGAAUUCAAUUAUGUGAACAACAAAUGAGAAUUCAAACAUUAAGAUUAGAACGUGAAAGUCUUAAACAAAGACAAGCUGAAAUAAUGCGAAAGUCUGAGCUAAGAGCAAAUAAUAAUGAAGCAAUUAUGGAUCCAUUUUUAUCGGGUAUGAGUGAACAACAUGCACGUCAAGAAAGUGCUGAUUCUGGUCUUGGACUUGGUUCAGCAUACUCAUUACCACACACACCUGAAGAUUUUCUUUCAAAUAUUGACGACAAUAUGGAUGCCACAAGUGAGGGUGGAGCACCAAUGGAAACACCAGACAUAUCAUCACUAAGUGAUAACAUAGAUUCUACUGAUGAUCUCGUACCUUCUCUCCAGGUAAUCUUUAAAUAA
Molecule: messenger RNA, 1272 nt
Organism: Aphidius gifuensis
Lineage: Eukaryota; Metazoa; Arthropoda; Insecta; Hymenoptera; Braconidae
Gene: yki
Product: transcriptional coactivator yorkie
Exons: 6
Coding region: 1-1272 (423 amino acids)
Biological process (GO): positive regulation of transcription by RNA polymerase II; hippo signaling
Cellular component (GO): cytoplasm; nucleus
Molecular function (GO): transcription coactivator activity; protein binding
Source: RefSeq, a predicted model, not a curated record